CCGUUUGCCCGGUCCUCUGGUGCCUUGCCCUCCCCCUAUCCUUCUUUGGCCCCGCGCCGUGCAAUGCACCCCCUCCCCUUUGUGCCCCGUCCCUUCCCGCCCCCCGCGCUCGCCGGCGUCCCGCUCGAGUACAUCGUCGACCAGCUCCGCCGCCUCGCCCCCCACUACUGGAGCAGGCCCGAGACCUCCGACUGCACCAUCGUCGUUUCUUUGGAUGCGGACAUGUCCUCAAAGACCUCCGGGCCCGCCGUCGACUGCGACGCGUUCCGCCAGAUGGGUAUCAGCUCUGCGAUGAGCACGGAGUCCUUCGGCCUUGAGGAUGGACCCACACCGGCACCGACCUCUUCACGGAAGUCGGUACGCCCACGACGUAUGAUCAUGAAGCUGCACAUGGACUACCUGUGUGCGCACUCUUCUCUGUUCCGAGGCCUCCUCAGCGGCGCGUCGAUCUUCGACUUGGCGGCGGAAACCCCAAAGUCAGGUCUCGAUACGCCCUCCCUUUCGCGCCAGUCCUCUGCCUCUUCGCUACGCCUGCCCUGCAUCUUGCCCUCGUCGACGUGCACGCACCCUGUUGUCCAUCUCCCCAUCCCGGAUCCUGCCUCGUUCCACCACCUCAUCCACUAUGUCUACUUCGGCUCGACGUCCUUCAUGGAGGAAGCGCUCGAGAACGGAGAGCUUAGCUGGGAGGGCCUUGCCCGCAACGUCGAGUACCUUCAGAUGGGCGCCGAGAUUAAACUUUUUCUCGGCCGCUACUGGCGACGCGCCCACGCGUACUACGACUGCAGCGAGAGCGAAAGCGAUCGAGACUACGACUCCGAUUACGACAGCGACUCUGAUGAGUGCAUGAGCGACGAGGACGAGUCGACACUGGCCGACCCCGACGAGGACGGCAUGUGCAUGGUGGACGACGACGACGAUGGUAUCAGCAUCCUCAAGGCAAAGGCGAAAGCGCGCGCUCGAGAGCCUCCUCGUGGGCGGCAACGCACGACGCGCCGGCUGGGACACUCGACAUCCGAUCCUGUGAUCAGCCACCGCGCGGCGGAAGCGGGCCCCUCUACCGCACGCCGCAAUCUCAGCAAGUAAAGCCACCCUCAACCGACCCCGCAACAACACCUCUUCUAAAUCCCCCGCAACGUCAUUCACGCCGCGCCCACCCACCUAAUAGCGCCCCCGCGCGUUCGCAAACGACUGCUGCUUUCGAUCUUCCACGCUCUAAUCUUAUUGUAAUCCCUAUAUCGGCGGAGGGCAUGUUGUAUGUAUGUCUACCCGAACGGACUGUUUCCCAGUGCUGCCACACCUGUAUCGCCCAUCUGCGCGCCCUCCCACUCGCUCACCUAGACAUUCCUUCGUCUUACACGUACCCCACGCUCGCCCCGCCGGUGCGACCUAGUCCUUUCCCCUUCGCGCUCCCACCCGACGACACCCCAAAGACUCUCACCCCCACCAUAGUAGUCCCCCGCGUGGGCGGCAGCCCGCCCCCGCGUCGUAAUGCGGGCGCACACUGCGUGCGCCGCGCGCACCGGCGACAUACGCUACCAGUUCCCGUUCCGGACCCGGAUAACUUGAGGUUGGAGGCUCGCGGGCGGUCGGCGCCGCGCGUGGGGAGCCGGCAGAGGGCCGCCGAGGUGCAGUGGAGGAGCCGCGGACCCAGCCCAGUAUCCCUUACCCCACCCUCCGUGCUUGCUACGCAAUUGCAAUACGAACACUCGUUGUGAACCCC
Trametes versicolor FP-101664 SS1 is the source of this 1720-nucleotide messenger RNA. RefSeq lists its product as uncharacterized. Bases 64 to 1083 code for a protein of 339 amino acids. The record is from RefSeq and is a predicted model, not a curated record. NCBI's taxonomy places the organism in Eukaryota, Fungi, Basidiomycota, Agaricomycetes, Polyporales, Polyporaceae. The transcript has 4 exons.